Molecule: messenger RNA, 1920 nt
Organism: Geodia barretti
Lineage: Eukaryota; Metazoa; Porifera; Demospongiae; Tetractinellida; Geodiidae
Source: the annotation of a GenBank genome assembly
AUGGACGAGGGCCAGAGCCUCAGGGUGUGGUUUGGGGCGGGGUCACGUGACAAACACACCACCCCCACCAAACCUCUUGGAAAGAAGGCUGAAGACUAUGAGUCCAGAGUGGCAGGACCGAGGAGAGUGAGAAAGUUGGAGAAGAACGAGAGAAAGAGUAUAUAUUUCCGAGGGUUUGGAGCACACGAAGGAAGAACUCUGGGCGAGGCUUCUGGUGGUGCAGGAGCUGGGUCAUGUGACCAGGGAGCUGAAUCACGUGAGGGUCAUGUGACCGAUGAUGAUGUCAUAGGUGAAGGAGACCGAUCGGGGAGGAAGGUGUGGCUGGCAGUACAGCUGGCCACCAGGACACUCCGCAGUCAGUUCCACAUCUCUCAGACCAUGAAGGUGGUGUACAGUUGGCUGGAGGAAGAGGGAGAGGUCUUACCUGGUCAGGUCCUCAUCACCCCUCACCCUCGUCAGCUCCUUGACGACAGGGGUCGCACCCUGGCGGAUUAUGGCAUUACCAUGGAUACCAAGCUCAUUCUGGAAGAACUAGAUGACUAAUUUCUGAUCAUCACAAUCAAUCAUAAUUAGCUGUUGUUCACAUUAUGGGCUGAAUUUGGGGAGAUAUCCUUGUCUCUGGGAGUCAAAUGCUACAUCAUUUGCGCAACAGAGUGAAUAUAUGCGGAGUGAUAGAAGCUGUUUUUUCUUGGACGUAAAAUAAUAGUCAACCACAUAAGAGAAAUUACAAAUACAAACUUUACUACCACGAAGGGUACAACUGCACACAUAGACAAAGCCAUCCUCAUCAACAGUGACUCCAGCAGGACCAGGGAUGACAUUACUACUGACAUGACCAACACACUCACCACUGGGUUUGAAUACAUACACACCAUAGUCACAAUCACUAGCAAUGAAAUGACCACAUUUGGUAUCAAAACAUAUUCCCCUAAAUUCAGAGAGCUCCAGUGAUGGUGAUAGAUCGAGGUGGCAGAUGAAGACUCCAUUUGGAGCACACCUGUACACACUAAUCUUCCCCUUACCAGCCACAUACAGACCUUCAGGACCUUGAGCUAUGUCUCGAGGCUCAGGACACUCCUUUGUUUGGAUAGUUCCCACAACAUUGCAGUCCAUGUCAAAUAUCUUCACCAACUGGCUGGCACGGUCCAAAACAUAGAGUUGAUUGUCAAUGAUCUUGACAGAGUAUGGCAACUGUAGCUCAUCACCAACUGUUUUCAGGAGUUGACCAUUUGAACUGAAUUUGAAAAGGCACUUGGCACCAAUGUCAGUGACAUAGACAGCUCCAUCUGAAGCAACUGCUACUCCACAAAGAUCUUUGAACUGAUUACACUCAAUGGUCUGAACUUUCUUUCCAUUUCUGGUCAUAACAGUUACCCUUUCACAACCAAUCUCACUCUCAGAAACUAAGCACGGCAAUCCAUCCUGUGGAAUUGAAACCCCAGUCUCGGUAACUAUCAGCUGCUGUUUGUUGUUAACGGCUACUCCCCAUGGCUGCUCCAAGCUCCCUAUGCUACGAACUUGUCCUCGUCCUAGUUGAGAGAGAGGUAAUUUGACGAAGACUCGGAAGGGGCUCCCCGCAAUCUUUUUGUCCUUUACCUUCACUAUGAGAUCAUGUCCACCUCUGACCUGAGGAGUGACUGAGAUGCUGAAGAUCCCUACACCAUUCCCGACCACGUCUCCCUCUAGUGAUGAUGAUGGAUCCGCCACACAUUUCAGACUGGCAGAGACGUCUUCCAGGGAGGCUGUGGGGGCAGCCAGACUCACUUCCACUGGGGAACCCAAGUCAACAGAGUUAAUGUUAAAAUUAAAAACUUCCGGCGGUGAAGACUGGCUAUAGACUACACCAAGACACUCUGGAAUGAUGUGGGGAGAGGGAAGUUCGCAAGCAAUGUCGGCAGUGGCUGAUGGCUCCAGGGACAG